AUGAUGAGGAUGAAGCAUGGCUCUUCCCUAACGAGGAUCAUCCGCCUGAGUACUAUCUUUAACAGCUGGAGAUCUUCAACAAACAAGAGUACACAAAAGAGGAUUACAAGGACAGCAGUACUCGUUUGCUUAAUUGUAUGGAAGAUCAGUGGAAUUAAUGCUGGACGUACCUUAAGAAAGAUCACUAUUGUGCCUACGCAACUGUAUCCGUCGCCACUCUAUACACGUUCUUUGACUGGCUACUCAGCCAGCGCUAGGGAAAAGACGGGAGGAAAUGCCGAGGAACCAAGCUCGCCAGCUCCCUAG
Messenger RNA from Ascochyta rabiei, 306 nucleotides. RefSeq lists its product as uncharacterized. NCBI's taxonomy places the organism in Eukaryota, Fungi, Ascomycota, Dothideomycetes, Pleosporales, Didymellaceae. The coding region runs from base 1 to 306 and encodes 101 amino acids. The transcript is spliced from 2 exons. The record is from RefSeq and is a predicted model, not a curated record.